Messenger RNA from Morone saxatilis (striped sea-bass), 5980 nucleotides. It is a transcript of the gene hdac7a, whose product is annotated as histone deacetylase 7a. Gene Ontology annotation, molecular function: histone deacetylase activity. Gene Ontology annotation, cellular component: histone deacetylase complex. Gene Ontology annotation, biological process: negative regulation of transcription by RNA polymerase II; chromatin organization. Lineage: Eukaryota; Metazoa; Chordata; Actinopteri; Moronidae. The record is from RefSeq and is a predicted model, not a curated record.
AUCUCUCCCUCCCUCCCUCUGUUGCCUUUUGUUGCGGCCCCUCACUUUCUCAACACUUGGACAGAGGGAACUGAUACUAUGCCUGUGUGUGUGUGUGUGUAGUUUGGGUGUCCUCCUCACCACUCGCGAUCUCUCUGGACUGAACUGUACGUGAACAUGACUGACGGGACUUUCUAACACACUCCUCAUGCUGAAUGUUCACACCACAGACUGAUGGAAUCAGCACCUCUGGAAACAUCAUAGAGACUGACAGACAGGACAACAUAUUUCAUACGGUGGCAGAUUCCUCUGUGGCAGUGCCAGUGUCGUGCGCUGCCUUGUUUCCCAUGGACCUCAGGGUGGGAGAGCGGGGGAUGCGCCCUGGUUCGGACACGGCGCUCCUCACCUCGCUGCAUCCGCCUUUACUCCUCACCCCGUUCUCCCCUCAGCCCCGCACCUCCUUCUCCCAACAACAACUGCACCAGCACAUCCGGUUUAACAUGGAGCAGAGGAGGCGAGAGCAGGAGCACCACGAGAAACACCAAGAGUUGCAGCAGCUAAAACACAAAGACAAGAGUCAACAGAGUGCAGUUGCCAGUUCCCUGGUAAAACAGAAACUCCAGGAGGUGAUUCUUAAGAAGCAAAAACAGGCAGCGCUGGAAAGAACAAACUCCAACAGUCUGACUGCACCUCCUGUAGCAUACAGAAAGCUGGGCCCAGACCCCAGUUUAUCCUCCCAGCCUUUGGUCUCGUCUCCAUCACAGCCUUCUUCUGAGGGGUCAGAGGGGACACCGCUGCGCAGAGCAGCGUCUGAGCCCAAUCUGAAGGUGAAACACAAGCUGAAGAAACACCUGAACACCCGCAAGAGCCCGCUCACCCGCAAAGAGAGUGCCCCGCCUACUGUCAAACACAGAGUACCUGACGCACUGGACUCGUCCCCCAGCAGCAGUAGCACUCCAGUCUCUGGCUGCAGUUCUCCCAAUGACAGCCUGCCCAAUGAGAAUGGGCUACUGCCAUCUGCAGGCGGCCUCUCACAUGAGGCUCAGAGGCUUCUGCUCAGAGAUGGCACUCUCGCUAAUUUCACCAUCCAGAGUCCCUCCACUCUGCCCACCAUCACACUUGGACUACCAGCCAACGCCAGGGCUGAAGGAGACCUGUCCUCUCUGAAAGUCGGCCGGGUGCCAGUGGUUACAGCUGGGGGCACGCAGGUCUUCCUCCCCCUGAGCAGAGAGGAUCAGGCUGGUCAGCUGAACCCUCACAUGCCUGUCAUCAUCCUGGAGCCCUCUGGACUGGUACACACUCCGCUACUCAGUGUUCCAGGCCUAGAUGCUGUCCCGCUCCAGUUUGCCCCCCAGUUAGAACACCUGGCUCCUGGAGGCACCCAGCCCCACAAGCCUCUGAGCAGAACACGCUCAGAGCCCCUCCCGCAGAGCCCACGGACCCUUCACGCACAUCUCCUCCAACAACAGCACAAUACACAACUACUAGAGAGGCUCAAACAGCAAACCCACCUGGGCAAGCUGAUGUCCAAGUCCAGCGAGAAGCCCAGACUGCAUCAGAUCCCCUCUGAGGAUAUGGACUCCGAGGAUGGUGGCGGGACGUCCCCUACAGAGCCAACCUAUCAGAGCAGAGCAAGGGCGGAGUCGCUGAGGGAGGCGGAGCCAACAGCAUCCAAGAGCCAGGAAGACCAAAUGAACUUGCAACAUGCACUCAUACUCAACCAGUCGUUGCUAUGGGAACAACAGAAGCAGCUGCAGCAGCUGCAUCGACAGAUGGAGACCCUGGCAGUGCCCAUGUUACGUAGCAGCGGCGGGGUUGGUAGUGGGCUGGGUGUCCAUCGCCCCCUGUCACGUACACAGUCCUCCCCAGCCUCCACCUCCCUCACUCUACCUGAGAAACCCCUAGGCCUGGCCGCACAGGACGCCAGCAGCAAACCACGCUUCACCACUGGCCUGGUGUAUGAUUCUCAGAUGCUGAAGCACCAGUGUACAUGUGGAGACAACAGCAGUCACCCAGAGCAUGCUGGGAGGAUACAGAGCAUCUGGUCCCGACUACAGGAGAGAGGCCUGAGGGGACAGUGUGAGAGUAUUCGUGGCCGUAAAGCCACUCUGGAGGAGCUGCAGUCAGUCCAUACAGAGCGCCAUGUGUUGCUCUACGGCACCAACCCGCUCAACAGACUCAAGCUGGAUAACCGCAAACUGGCCGGAAUACUCUCUCAGAGGAUGUUUGUGAUGUUACCAUGUGGGGGUGUAGGGGUUGAUAAUGACACCACCUGGAAUGAGUCGCACACCUCUACGGCAUCACGCAUGGCAGCAGGCAGCGUUGUGGAGCUGGCCUUCAGAGUGGCCAAAGGAGAACUAAAGAAUGGCUUUGCUGUGGUCAGACCGCCAGGGCAUCACGCAGACCCCUCCAAUCCAAUGGGUUUCUGUUACUUCAAUUCUGUGGCCAUAGCCGCCAAACAGCUCCAACACAAGCUCAGUGUCAGCAAGAUCCUCAUUGUCGACUGGGAUGUUCACCAUGGCAACGGCACCCAGGAUGUGUUCUACAGCGACCCCAGUGUUCUCUACAUCUCGCUCCAUCGCUAUGACGACGGAAACUUCUUCCCUGGCAGUGGGUCGCCAGUUGAGGUUGGUUCUGGAGCGGGUGAGGGCUUCAAUGUGAACGUGGCGUGGACAGGAGGACUAGACCCACCCAUGGGAGAUGCUGAGUACCUCGCUGCAUUCAGCCUCCCCGACGAGCCAAUGGAGCAUGACAGUGACUCCAUGUAGAAGAAUCCGACCAAUCACCUCACAGAACUCACUUUAAGGAUUCGGGCCGCACCUGUAGCCUUGGAUCUCCCGCGCUGUCACAUGACCAUGAAGGGGACGUGUUUUUUAAUGCCACUGAGCCCCACUCGUCUGCCUUAUUCACACACAUUCACAUGCACCAACACACCAUGCUGAACCUCGACAGAGCUGCCGUAUUAGCACCUCAGUGCUGGUAACCACUCAGCAGCCAGCAGCACUACCUGCAACUGGGAAACCUUCUGAAACCUCACCAAAGAGCAAUACCAGACAAUUUUUAAUAGACUUUUCACAUCUCCUGACUGACUUUGGAUUUUGUGUGUGUGUUCAGAGGUCCAGUAGCACAGCUCUGUGACCACAAACCUUAGAAGAACAGACAGACUUCAGAUGCAGAGUCCAGUUCUGAUUCUUCUUGAAGCACUAUGUACCAGCAGGCUGUUUUGUUGCCUUAACUUUGCCUUAACGUAAGGACCAACAUCAGGUUUCAGAAGGGGGAGACUUUGGAUUAUAUAUUCCUUGCUCCUCUGCCACUUUGCUUCCCAUAUCACAGUCGAAGCAAAUGCAGACCAAACGGGAUGCAAAAUGGCUGACGCAGAUUGAACCUACAACAUCAGUUGAAAGCAUAUACGCAUAUACCUGAUGGAUAAGAUGCAAAAAUAUCAACAAGAGGUGGUCACAUUACAAAGAGAAAAAAAAAGACACAGAGAUUGUCUGUUUUAAUGAUGUCAUUAUAUGCAGUUUAACCACUAAAAGAAGACAACAAAGAACUUGAGGGAAAGAAAAUGAAGACACAAAAUGGACAACUGUGGUUUUGUAGAAACAAAGAAGGGGCAAAUGUCCUUGUUGUUUUAUUGCACUGUUCAUUCCAUAAUGUGAACCAUAAGAAAUUCCAAAACUCUGGGAAAUAAAAAACAACUCUGUAGUUUAUUUAAUAGUUUUUUGAAGAUUUGGAUGAAAUAGCGUUGGCUAUACUUUUCCCACUCUUCAUCUGAGAUGUCUUACGAAGUCUCUGACUCACUCUGUGGACACGUGUCAGCCGAAAUACUGUAUUGUAUUUCCUAUGAAGUUAAUCUGAAAAGUAGGCAAGAUUUUAAGAGCAGGAUUAUUUUUCACUGCUGUUCAGUGUCUUAGAUGCACACACAUACAUUUAUACACACCUACACAAACACAUGUACAAAGCAAUGAUGAACUAUUGAUGUACCACUAGUAUUGAAUACUGUAUAUUAUUGUUUAUAUUUGAGACUAAAGGGGCGUUCAUUCCACCGUGGCACCACUGAGGACCAUUGUAUUGUUCUAUAGUAGCAAUAAUGUUAAUGCACUUAAUGGACAUCACCCAAAGAAAACUGCCUUAAAAUAGCCUGCACUUGGCGACGGGACUGUAUGGAAGCAACACAAGGGACCAGUAUGGAUACUACUCGUACAGUGACUCUUCUUUGAUAAGACGACGUUUGAACCUGUGGAUUUAGGUGAACAUCGUAUAUGCAGACUUUUAUUUACCGUUUGUUUUGAUGAUGAGUACAGUGGCCUGGUCUGGUUUGAAUGCUUUCAUCAUCAUCAUCAUAAAAAAAAUAAAAAAAAUCAGUUUUGGAGUUCCAGGCUUUAUCACAGUCUUAUUAAGGAAACUAACACAUUGUGUUUUGUUUGGAAGUGAGUGUUUUUUCUCUGCAGCUCUUCUUGUCAAUGUCAGUCUGUCAUCUAAGCUGACGUUUGAAGUAGAGGUCAUGAUGCUGAUUCAUGUGAAGAAUUUCCUGACUGCCCUGAUAUACGGGCAUCUUAGGGCUCUGCAUUCCAAAAGUAAAAAAUAACAAGAUCAUGUUUCUUGGUUUGGAGCUUAUUGUGUAGCAAACUAAAGCUUGUUGAUGGUGCUUUUUUCAUGCACACUAGGUUUGCUCUGUUUAGGCUUUUGAUGACCAAUACUAAUGUUUUUAGAUUAGAGCUGCAGAUAGAUGAGUCUGAGUAAUUACAUUGGUGGCCAAAAUAAACCACAGUUCUGUUUAUUUCAGUCUUUUAUUGUUUUAGGGUGUUAAAGCUUCUAAAAAGCAUCUAGACACUAAAACUGUCCAAUUAAACUGAGACUAAUGACAUUCAGAUUUUGACCGUCGGCCGCCCCUUACAUGGCUUUGUCUGAGCGUUGUUGCUCUAGAGCUUUCCUUUGAGUUUUUACAUCCAUGAUUGGAUUUAAAGCAGCACAAUCUGAUUUUUUUCUUUUACUCUUGUUGGCAAAGAUUUGAUACAGUGAGACUUGAUUAGGUGUUUGUGUGUGAAUGCAGCUUAUGUAAAAUCUAGAUUGAAAGUAGAACAAGUUGAUUUGACUGGCUGAAGGAAGUUUUGUCAGUUCAGGUAGGAAAGUGUGUGUGUUCAGUUUGCUUUAGUCAGACCCUGGGCAUUGUCUGCCCAACCGAAGGCCUCAGUGCUUUUAUAUUAAACAAGAGGGCGGUGAAAACCAAAAGUCCCAGAAGUCCCACUGCUGUUGCACUACUGCUCCAUCCCAGUAGGAAUUAUUAAGGAAAUGUUGCAUGGAGGAUUGGUUUUCUGUAAUGGGUCACAUUCAUUUAGUGUUGUUCAUAGUAUUCUUAACGGCAAGUGACGGCAUUUAAACUAAAUGCUGUGUCUCCUUUUAUACAGCAUGCCCAGCAGGUGCAUGUGGUGUCUAUGAAGUAAAUGUUGUCUGAUGUGUGUGUGUGUGUGUGUGUGAGAGAGAGAGAGAGUGGUUGGUGAUUGCAUGUGCACUAGUACAUGUAGACCUCUGCCACGUGUUUUGUGCAUGCAAAUGUUGGUAUGUUUGUGUGUAUGUCCGUCAAAGACUGUAAAUGACCUCUCCUGUAUUAUAUUCCCAGUGGCUGUAUUUUGUCCUAUGUAGAGGCCAGUAUUGCCUCAACUCUUAUUUCCCUUUAUUACUGAUGUCAUUUGUACCUUCUUCUUAAAGAAAGACAUUGUAAAUAGAAACUCCAAGACCAAAAUACACACGACACACAUGUGCCUUGAUGCAUUCAGUAGUAUGUGUAUUGGUAACUCUUAACUAACUGGACUUACAGUAACUCUGUAUCUAUAAACAUGACAUUGAAAUCUUUGUUUCAUGCUAUUCUUUAGUAUUUACCUACAUGUGUUAUUUUUCCUUCACAUUUCCUACCAUGUGUAUGUAUAGAAAGAUUGUCUAUUUUGUACUGUUAUUUUUGUCUUUUCCUCUUGAUUAAAAAAAAAUCAUUUCCAGUAUAAGC